Molecule: messenger RNA, 403 nt
Organism: Myotis lucifugus (little brown bat)
Lineage: Eukaryota; Metazoa; Chordata; Mammalia; Chiroptera; Vespertilionidae
Product: major allergen Equ c 1-like
Exons: 4
Coding region: 71-403 (110 amino acids)
Molecular function (GO): odorant binding; small molecule binding
Source: RefSeq, a predicted model, not a curated record
GAGUGGAGGCACCAUCAGGGAAAGACUCACUCCAAGUGCCUGUAGCUGAGUCAGUGUCGUCUCUCCCAAAAUGAAGCUGCUGAUGAUGUGUCUGGGGCUGACUCUGGUCUGUGCCCAUCAUGAAGGAAACCAUGAUGUUGUGACAAGCAACUUCGAUAUGUCAAAGAUUUCAGGGGAAUGGUAUUCCAUUCUCUUGGCCUCAGACGUGAAGGAAAUGAUAGAAGAAAAUGGUAGCAUGAGAGUUUUUGUGGAAUCCAUCCAAGUCUUGGACAACUCUUCCUUGUCUUUUAAAUGUCAUAUGAAGGUCAAUGGAGAGUGCACUGAAAUUUCUUUCAUUUGUGACAAAACAGAAGAAAAGGGUGUAUAUAGUGUUGAAUGGUAUGCACUUAUAUUUGCUCUGUGA